GGCCAGAGCUUCCAGUCUGCUGGGUGAGAUCAUUACCAGACACCAGGCUCCGGGACCUGACAUUCACCGAUUGGAAAAGCAAAGCGAGAGAGAGGCACACAGGCUCAGAGAGCGAGAGAAAGCCUUGAUCCAGUGCAGCCGGCGACCUAAAGCGAGCUAACCCGCGGUGUGCAGCCUCAGCUCCCCGGUCCUCCGCUGCACGGACACGGCUCAAAGCGCGCUCUGUUGUCGCAGAAAAUCUUUUCCCCCCUCGUUUGGAUUUUUGGCUUGUAGUCGGAUGCGGGCUGCUUGUUUUGACUGCAGUAACAGAGCUGCUCCCCCUCCUUCUUCUUCUUCCUCUCCUCCUCCUCCUCCCCUCCUUCCAGCCGAGUAGCGGAUUUGCGAGGGAUCUCAGCGCCGACUCACCAGCGAUCCCGCAAGGCACCGGGACACGCUCUCUGCACCGCUGCGGCUCUCCGGCUGCUCCCGCCUGCAGGAGACCCCGAUCGGUUCUCCUUUCUGGCAGAACCUGGACACGACCGCCAAGUUUCCUGCUGGAUUCUUCUUCUUCUUCUUUCUUCCCCCCCCUUAAUCUCUAUUUUUUGUUUUUAUUUUUUUGCAACCUCGAUUCUCAUCGGAUCGCCCGCAAGUCCUAUUUCCCCCCUCGCUCCUCUCUUUCCAAAGCGCUGUUGACGCCAUUUUCCCCGGGGUUUUCUGUCAGAGAAAAAUCCAUCCACAUUUACUCCCCGGCACCGUUUGACAGCUCCCCGGGAGGCUGUCAUCCCAUCCGUCGCUUGUGUAAAAGACGUGUCUUGGCUAAAUGGAUUGUAAAUGAUCUUGAUGAAAUAUUCACACGUUAGAGCCGACAGUGUGACAACAUUAGACAUGGAUUGUCCCUGGCUUCGCUGCGUUCCUGUGGGACAACAGACGCAGUACCAGUAGCUGACUGACAGCAGCAAGCAGCCCACCAGACCCCUGCGCUGAGUCUUCCCAUUGGCCAACUGCCAGAGCUUCGCUCCCCCCCAUCCUGACUGGCUCUGGCGGGAGUGUGGAUGGAGCCGAGGGACCUGGUUGGCUCAGCCCGACCCAAAGAGGCGGACCUUCGGGGAGGCAGGGCAGGGCCCAGCGAGGAGCAUCAACUGGCGGCGGGAGGCGCCGGGCCGGUGCACGGCGAUGACGUGAUUAACGGCGCUGCCAGUGAGGGGGAGGGGCUGGAGGAGCAAGGGGAGGGGCUUAUGGAGGAGCAGGAGUUCUCCAUCAAGGAAGCGAGUUUCCAGGAGGGAAGUCUCAAGUUGAAGAUCCAGACCACCAAGCGCACCAAGAAGCCGCCCAAGAGCCUCGAGAACUAUAUUUGCCCGCCAGAGAUCAGGAUGACCAUCCGACCUCCGGCUGGAGAGGGCAAAGGGGGGCGGCAAGGGCGGACAGGAGGCGGGGCAGGAGCAGGGCGGGGCCCCAAGGACGAAGAACGAGGUCCCCCGAGAAAAAGGACUUACGAGCGCCAGUUCAGAAUGCCUGACCAGAGAGAGGGGGGUCUUCUGCAGCUACUGGGUGAUCCUGCUCCACCCAAACACCAGCCGCGCGGUGCCCUUCUCUCCAACGCCCAGCAAACGCAGCAUGGCCUCACUCAGAAGUUCCAGCACAGUCACACGCAGCAGCACCAAAUCGGUCCGGAUUGGAUCACGUCUGGGGCAGCUUUUUCCUCGCCGGGCCAACCGGCUGGCAUUGAGUCAUCCGGAGACUUGGCGGGAGGGAGCAGAGGCUCAUCGCUCGACGCGACGCAGCCUUACUCCCGGGCUGCGACUUCAAGCCCAUCUCCCCAGAGAUCCAUGACUCCGGACCUGCAGCUACCGGUGGUCACAGACGCCAGCAUUCUCAACCUCACCUCACUGAGCAGGGGAAAGGGUUUGCAGGAGGUCAGUGAACAGCUCUUUGGAAACAUCAAGAGGAAGUAUGGAAGGAAAGACUCUCAGAGGAUGUUCGCGAACCCCCAGAGCGCUGAUGCACCUUGGGGAAGGCAGUCGGAAAGGGAGUUGGAGAGCCCUGCUAACUCUGAAGAGAGGCAAAGAUACAGGCAAGAGGGGACGGCUGAGCAGUUCCAGGAAGCAAGGGAGGAACGAAGGAAAGAUGAACGAGAGCAAGCAAACAUUGGGAGGAGAGGCGAUGAAGAAGAGAGAGGAAUGCCUGUGCAGGCAGAGGACGGGAAAGGAAGAAAAAGGCGGAGGAGGCCUUCAUUUGAUGAGUCGUUUUCCAUGGAGGAGCGGUCCCAGCAGCAGACUCUGGAUACUCCAGAGAAGCCCCUGGCCGGACCCCCAGAACCUAAAAUAGCGCACAAGAUAGAGGCCCACAAAAACGAUUCUCGACUUUCAAGUCAGAGGGACAGCAGUGCAGAGAGGGUAGAAAAGGCAGAAAAAGCUGAUAGGAGGGAUAAAGCAGAGAGGGCAGAAAGAGGAGAGGCAGCUACAUGCGGACCUGACCAGGAAACCGAUCUGAGCUCCAACAGGGUGAAGAAAAACCCGGUGGGCCGACCCAAGAGCCUCACAGAUUCCCUGAAACUGAGAGAGGCAACAUACAAUCAGAUCAACAAACCCAGUCUUGGCAUGAACCCCAGACUCCCUAGCCCCAGCUCUAGAGUUAGCUUGAGUCCGACGUCCAGUCCUAAAUCCAGAAUUAACAUCAGUCCAAGUCCAAGUCCCAGACCCAGAAUGGACCUGAGUCCCAGUCCCAGUACUGGGGGCAGCCCUGCAGCCACUUCCAGGCCGACCAAGGCCAACGAAAGGUGGUCCUACCUGAAAGCUAAGAGUCAUACGAGUCUCACCUCUCCUCAGAGAGACAGCAUGGGCAGCCCCUCUGCUCUGUCAGAUCCACCCUCUGCCUUCCCAAUCACCCCCUCCAGUCCACUCUACACCAACACCGACAGCCUGACCGUCCACGCCCCCAUCAAGAGGAAGCGUGGACGUCCCAAGAAGCAGCCACUCCUGACCGUCGAGACGAUUCACGAGGGCACGUCCACCUCACCUCCGAGCCCGCUGGCGAAGGAGUCAAACCCGGGGAUAAGCCGCAGGAGAAAGAUGCACACCCUGAACCCGCUGGUGCACGCAGCGUCUUCAUCUCCCAGCGACGGUUUCAACAGUCUGAAGGUAAAGCGAGGCAGAGGUCAUCCCAGGGCGGUGAUCAAGACCAAGCUUGGGAAAAUGCAGAGCAUCCUGAACGAGAUCCUCUCUGGAUCCAGUCAGAACGGCUCCCUGGCUCUGAAGUCGGCUUCUGCUCCGGUUACCUCAGCUAUGAGCGCCAUGGCGACGACCAUCGAAGCUCGAUUGGGUAAGCAGAUUAAUGUCAGCAAGAGAGGAACCAUCUACAUCGGUAAGAAGCGAGGGCGUAAGCCCAGAGCGGAAACCCAAGGCUCUGUCGCCCUCAAAGCUAGCAGGGACAAGCCCCAGAUGUCUCUGUCCAUGUCCAGUUUUUACGACAGCCCUGCAGUGCCUUCCACCAACUCGUCUCCCAGCUCAUGCGCUCUGUCGCUGAGAGCCAGCAACACAGACGCCACCAUGCCAAGUUUGCAGCCUAUCUCAGCCCUGCCCACCAAACCGUCAGGAAGAGGAUUUCUCUCUGGCGGCUGGAAACUUUCUCCCCCUCGCCUCCUGGCUAACUCACCCUCCCACCUGUCAGAGGGGGCGUCAGUGAAGGAGGUGACUCUGUCCCCCAUCAGCGAGUCCCACAGCGAGGAGACUAUCCCCAGUGACAGCGGGAUUGGGACAGACAACAACAGCACCUCUGAUCAAACCGAAAAGGGUCCUGCCUCUCGCCGCAGGUACUCGUUUGAUCUUUGCGGGUUCGAGUCCCCAGAGGCUGCCGCCCUGGACACGUCCACCAGGGGGAGCAGACCGCGCUGUGAACGAAAGGUUACUGCCGUGGACAGCUAUCUGUCACAGCAGGAAAAGAAGCAGAAACAUCACCGGAGGAAGAGGAAAUGCAUGCAGACUCGGGACCAUCUUCACUUUCUCUCUGAACUGGAAGAGGUUGUGUUAAAGUUCCAGCAGCUGCGGGUUUCUCACAGGCUGUACACCUGCUACCCUCAGCAUCCGUACCCGUCUAUCUUCCGGCUGAAUUUUCACCAUUACUACCCGCUCAGCUACGACUCUUAUGCCUGCGACUCCGGCUCGUACCUGCGCAGGAGUGCAGAUCUGAAGGCCAAACGGAGGCGUGGUCGUCCGGCCAAAGCCGGCGAACCGAUCACAUCCAAGCUGCCGUUUGUCCCUGGAUAUGGCUAUGCGCUAGGAGGGGGGAAUUACUAUGCAGCGCCGUAUGCGAUGCCUUAUGCACCUCCUCUGAAUCUAGGCUACUUCCCCCCGACGCCACCGUUUUACCUGCCCCAUCACUCGCUUGGCCCUGCACCCCCAUCUCCUUUCAUGAGGCCCGCUGUCCCACCGCCAAAGGCCUUCCUCUCGAGUGGGCACCCCAAACUGCAGGUGGGGGCGAAGAUCCGCAGUGCCAGUGGCCCACUGCAGGGCCCCACUGUGAGAUCGGAGGCUCUGGGCUCCCUGAGCGCCGGCAGUGCAGGCGGUAUGGCCGGGGUCCGCCUUCAUAAGAGAAAGCACAAACACAAGCACAAGCACAAGGACGAGCCUCUCCUUUCCCCGCGGGACCGCCAGGAGUUGGGCGGACUUUUCAGCGGCGCCAAGACCAACGUGCGGCUCGGCAUGCUGAGCGAGAGGAGGGACUUGGCUGGUCAGGGUUCCUCAAAGCAUCUGGAGAAGCAGAGGGGUAACGCGAGGGGCCCCAACCUGGGAUCCGGCCUGGGGAUUUUCGAGUCGGACCAGCUGUCCGGCCACGCGCUCGCCGACGGCCAGUUCCACUCCCGUCAGACUGCACAGCCUGCGAAGGGCUUCAUGAGCAGCUACGGCAGCCAAUCGCAGCGGUCGGAGGCGGCCUCUGACCUUUUCUCGGGGUUACGGGAGGAUGAUUGUGCCGGGAGGAGCAGAAGGACUAGGCUCGCUGUCUUCGGAGAUCAGGGCUUAAUGUCAUUCCAAACGGCCAGGCAGGAGCCGGAGCAGAUGAACGAGCCAGCUCUCACUGGUGUCCCCGCUAAGAGGAGGUAUAAACGCAGUGAGGUGGAACAGAUCCAGAAGGACGUCAGGAGGAUGCAUUCUUUGAACUUUGAUCAUGUGCAGAAGAUCCUGCGUGCCAAGCGUCUGCAGCGACAAGCCAAAACAGGAAAUAAUGUCAUCAAGCGGCGGCCCGGGAGGCCUCGAAAGCAGCCCCUGGAGGAGUCGCAGCCGGCCAGCAUGAGGGAGGAAGUCUGGGCCGACGCUCGAGGUCUGGAUGUUCCGGCCAGCAGGAAAGGCGACGGCAGGACUUUGGGGAUGCCCGUCCUGGAGAGGUGCGACAACCUGCCUGGUCGGCACAGCCUCAGGCCGAGCCUGGCCCUGGAGUCUCAGGAGCUCCCCGCUCAUGACUCCAUCGCAGCGACUAUCGAGACGGUGGUGCACCAGGCACGAUGCGUCCCUCCUCCCGGGAAUAAAGAGGGCAAACGCAGAGGCAGGGGCCACAGCAGGGACCAACUGUGGGCCCCUGGCGGUCAGUAGAUGCCCUGAACUGAAGGUAGAGCAGCUAACAGAAUCAGAACUGCUUCAGGCCUAACAGAUGCAGUGACCUUAAAGCGGGAACUCUUUGAUGCACUUUGACUUGUAUCUCCUCCUCCGGCCGGUGGAGAGGAGCCCAGGCGGCGGAGCGGUAACGGAGGAACGACAGCCUCCUUCUGACUACAGAAACCCCGACCAGACACGGGCUUUUCAAACGUCCUCCGGACCUGCUCUCACAUCGGCACUCUACGGUACUCUACGAUACUGAAUCUGACGCUAUAAAAGUGUGUGGUACUUAUGAUAGAGUAGGAUUUCAUGUGAUUCUUUAUGUAUCUGAUACAGUGACGUGUAUGGUACUUUACGAUACAGUAUCUGAAUGUGGCUUUAGCCAUAUAUUUACCAGCAAAGGGGAAGUGGGUGGGGGUGGCUCAUAUAAAACUGUGCAGCUCUGCUUAUUUUAUGCCUUUUUGUGGAAGCUUGUGAGACAUGCAGGAUAAUACAUCAGUAAUUUACCCUCCCUAACCUGUCUGGGAUAUUUUUUUCCCCUUAUCAUUUUCUAAGGUUUCUCGCCCACUUUUCGAAGAAAUUCACACUUCCUGGCAGCUCAUCAUCUUCCCCGUUUAACCCCCAAUUCUCCUCAGAUUUGCUCCUAUUGAUGUUUUCAAUCUGCAGUCCUUGAGCUUCCUUGUUUCAGUCUGUCUGUCAUGCAUUUCUCCCGUCUCGCUUAGGCCUCUCCUGGGCAGGGAAUCAAAGGCAAUACGGUGGAUAAAACUUGUCCCCCGACUGUACAUAGAACUAAAAGUCCACUGUUGCCUGCCUUGUACAAUGGGAAAAAAACCAGCUCAUAGAUGUGUACUGGCUUCCAGUAUAAUAAAUAGAAUUGUAGAUAAUGAAAGUGUGUAUUGUUUUAUAACCAAAAACAGACAUGGGUGUGACUCAAGACAAGUAUGUUUUCAGACAGAAGAAUACCACAUAUAUUCAUUCAUAUGCUCAUUAUUGUGUUUGUAUCCAGGGGUUGGGGCGGGGAGGGAGUGCUGGGUAAAAGAGGAAUGUCGGAUGUGUUUUUUGCUGAACCUUUAGAGUUUGUUAAAUGCACUAUGAAGAACCGUUCACUUGCAUCAAUCAAAAUGCAGCACUUACAUGCUUGUUCUAGCCUUAUGUGUUCUUUGCAUCCGCUGGGUUGGGCGUCCGGUCCAGAGAGCAUGCGUUAUUUUUUUAAUCAAUUUAUAUAUGCAGGCCGCGCAGCCAAAAAGCAUUUUAAAAUAAAAACGACAAAAAACAAAACAAGUGAAGCCUGAGUGUAAGUCACAAUUGGACAGUUCAAUUAACAGCCCCAUCCUCGCUUUUUAUGUUUCUACUUAAGCUGAUUUCAGUGAAGCAAAUCCAGUGUUUUGACUUUGAAACCAAAGUCUCAGAACUCCGUAAGGAUGUAGUAUUUGAAAGUAUUAAAGUUUGGCAAACUCUCCACCACAUUGGCAGCAAUGUAAAGCAUUCCUAUGUGCACUGUAGAAUGUAGCCAUGUUGGAUCUCGGUGUCAAUGAGCCUUUUGUUUCACUCCUUUUUCUUAUUUUUUUAAUCAGUAUAUGGGACUUUGGAUCGCAGUUGGAAUUUUCCCAGACAUAAACAAAAGUUCAGUGUUUCUUUGGGAACGUUUUCAGAUCGAUGGAUUUGUUUUUUUGUUUGAUUUUUUUUUUUUUUUUGGGUCAGGUGAUAUUCUCAGUUGCAGCAGCUUAACUUGUGCCUUAUGUUUCCUUUCUAUCACGGAUUGCAUUUGACUGAAGGAACAGAAAGUGGCAAGGAGUGCCCUCCCGAGAGUGACCCAAGCAUGUUCACGAUUGUGCAUAUCGACCCUCGUGUCUUACGUCAUCAGAACCCUGACGCUGCCUGUGUCCCCUCACAUCUCUCUGUCUCUGGACGUUCUUCUCGUUUUCUGAUCGUUUCAUCCUGACAGAGCUGGAAGGGUGGGACUCGCUGUAUUUAAUGCGCAUCAUGUUCUGACCUAGAAACCGCCGCGCAGCGGUGGCAGAAGAAGAAAAAACCCUCCGAGUCAGAUCUGCUUCUGACCGGAGAUAUCGAUUCUUCUCACUGCCUUUGAUGUGAAAUUGAACAUCACUUGCUCCCAACAAGUAAAAUAUCUGACAAAUAGAGGAACAGAAGCAGCUGUCAGGAGAAAAUAAAAAACACGUUUGCGUAUAUUGUUUGCUAUGCAUCUGGCCAUUUACACUGGCAAUGACCUUAAAUGAAAUUCAUGCUCCGGGUCCACUUUGCGACAAAGAGAAACAAGUGGUCUUAUUUGCUGAAUAAAGUGAGUUCAUGUAAGGAGAAUUGUGAAUAAUACCAGUAAUAAUUUGUAAUAAUGACAAAGUUGUGCAGAAAGUGACUAUCAUUUCAAGAAAAUUAUACUUACUGCCUCUCUAUGCAGUAUAGCCUUAAAACUACAGUAUUGACGUGUUUGUUGUAAAUAGUGUUUUUGUGUCCAUCGCGCAUGGAUACCAACCACAGACCGCCCCCAUUAACCUCCCAGAGCGCCAUCUGUCUCCACCAACACACAAAUAAAGUACCUUGGUAUCAGGCAUGGGUCGGUUUCCGAGCUUCUAAGAAAUUACAGCUUCAAAAAGCAGCUGAAGGUUUUCCCUCAUCUACAUUGUUAAAUUUAGCUACAAUAAGCCCUUCAUACCAUUUGUUUUUGUCUAAGCUAUGUAUCAAAUUGAAAAUAGUAACUAUUUGCUAUAAAAUCCAAUAUUAAUGUUAUUUCAAAUGUAAUAAUAUAUUAUUUUAACUGCUUCUCUGGUCCGAUUUAAAGCAAUUAGGCUAUGGUGUUAUAAUUUACAUAUUUUGUUAUUAACCUGAUAUUUUCACUGAAGUAUCAUCAGAAUCUCGUACCAACCCAUGCCUAUUUGGUACAGUCAUUAUUCCAGCUUAUUAAUUUACAAAGAAUGCUAAAAUAAUCUUCCUUACUUCCUUGCGAAAGCUCUUACAGGCCUGACUGCAGUACACUGGACCAAAAAUAGGGAACUCGGCUAACUUUUGGCUCCUUCCGCCUGCAGCUUGAAGGUGCGUUGCUGUAGCGUGAAGAAGGGUUGUGUGUUGGGGGAGUUCUCAAAGGAAAACACCAAAAAUACUCUCAACCUAAUGCCAUCAUGCUUAACCUUACUUUGGUAGAGGACUUUCUGUGGGUCUGUGGUGGAGGUUAGCUGUGUACCGACGCCUCCGUGCUGCGGUGGGGUGGUGGUCUCUGAUGGUGGCGUUAAAGACCCCGGGUAAUGUCUGUGCUGUCCUGUCUGUUUCGUCUCUUCCUCUACCAGCCGAUGCUCCGGUGCCUUUUAACACUGACAAGUAUUGUCCUAACCCAGAGCUUUCAGUCGACACAGAGGCUUCAGAGGGGAUGAAGUUGUGAGUGGGAUUCAUGCUCUCCUGUUCGCAGCCCGUCUGGCUCAGUUGGUCAAACUUUUCACGUUUUGCUGCUUUAUAACCGUAAACUUCAGUGGAUGUUGUUGUAGACUAAUGUUGGUGAGAUAAAAGGAAAACGAUACAUGGUUUUCUUUUCUUUUUUUUUUUACAAAAACAAAAAUCUGGACAUUGUGGUUUUCAUUUGCAUUCAGCCCCUGUUAGUCAAUAUUUUGAAGAGCCACCUUGUGCUGCAGGUCUAUAUAGCUCAGCUCGUUUAUAGGUCUGGACUUUGACUAGGCCACUCUACUACAAGAAUAUGCUUGGAUCUACCUUUCACUCUGUGUUUAGUCUUUGUCCUGCUGGAAUUGAACCUUUACCAUGUUUCCUGUCUCUGCUAAAGUAAAAUGUCCCCACAUCAUGAUGCUACCACCACCGUAUCUCACCAUUAUGAAGAUACCCGUUGAUAAACGCUUCUUUGUUAACUGUAUUCCUGCAGCUCCUCAAGUGUUACCAAAGGACUCUCAGCUGCUCCCCUGUUAAUGCUCUCCUUGGCCAGCCUGUCUGUUUAGAUAGACGGUCAUGUCUUGGUAGGUUUUAGUCUUUCCAUUUCCAUAUGAUGAAUUAAAUGGAAUUGGUCUUCAUGAUGUUUGUUCACCAAUGUUUUCUAACAAACAUCUGAGACCUUUACAGAAUGUUUGGCUUCACACUGACGAUAAGUGAAAUCCUUUUGCUCGGCAAUUUGCUUCUAAAGGCCGUUGGGGUCAUCUGAUUUUAUUUAAGAGUAUCAAAUUUGAGGCGUGCUGCACUUUCAGGGUUUUUAUUUGGAAACUAUUUCGAAAACCAUGUAUCAUUUUCCUUCUGCUUCACGAAUAAGAGCUGCUUUAUGUAGCUCUGUCGCAUGAAAUCUCCAUAAAAUCGCAGUUUUAACAGGAUAAAAUGUGAAAGGGUAUGUAUAGUUUUGUAAGGCACUGAAAUCAAGCUUGUAAGCAGCGUUUGAGCUUAUAGUAAUAUUGCAUUAAAUGUACAAUUAGUCCACAGGGACAUCAUGUAGGACGAGACAAACUGGCAACUACGUUCUGGUCUUGUUCCCCUGAUCGCAUGCAGUGAUGGUUGUCUUACACCUGGAGAGAGGGAGGGCAGGGAGGGGGGGUCAUAUCAUGGAGUCAUAAAAGUUGUCAUCCUUCCAGCAUCUGUUUCCCAUUCGAAGCUAUAACGUUGUUCCGAACUGAGAGUGCAGACGAGGCACUGAGAAAACCAAUAAACGUACUUCUGUAGAGCACAAAGUGAGCUCUUCUAACAGCGUGGGCAUAUUUUAAUUUGUAUACAUUGUGUAUUUGAACCUUUUUCUAGAGUGGCUCUCCUUUAUUUGCAUGCUCAAUUUUGAUUGUAUGCAUAAAUAUUUUAGACAAGUUGAAUUUCAAUUGAAUUUGAACCAAGACUUGUACAUUGUUUGAUAUGUUUCUUUUUGUAAUGGAUUUUUUAAUUCAUGAGGCAUUUUUGUACAUUGUAUGAAUAUUAAAAACUGCAAAUAUUUGACAUAUAGAGUAAAUACUAGAUGCACAUGCAUAUGCAUAUAUUCCUCACAGUAUGUAUGUGUAAGCAUACACAUAUAUUUUGUAUUUGCAUUUGCCAGCAUACAGAUAUAUGUCUUAAGCACAUAUAUACCUGUAUUAUAUAUGUAUAUCCAUGUCUGCUGGCAUGCUUUUGGUCAUGUUUCUCUUUCAUGAUCUUGUAGGUUCUUUUUUUUUAUUUUAUUUCCUCUUUCCUUAAAAAGAAAUGCUCAUUCUUUGCUACCCUUCUGUUGGCUGGCAGCCUUGAGCACUUAUUAAGAAGAACUACAGUUGAAGUUGUUCAUGUUAUCCAUUGUGUGAAAUAAUAAAUGACUUUAUUGACAGCU
Molecule: messenger RNA, 10845 nt
Organism: Xiphophorus hellerii (green swordtail)
Lineage: Eukaryota; Metazoa; Chordata; Actinopteri; Cyprinodontiformes; Poeciliidae
Gene: setbp1
Product: SET binding protein 1
Exons: 7
Coding region: 1032-5561 (1509 amino acids)
Biological process (GO): regulation of DNA-templated transcription
Cellular component (GO): nucleoplasm
Molecular function (GO): DNA binding; histone H3K4 methyltransferase activity
Source: RefSeq, a predicted model, not a curated record